Molecule: messenger RNA, 3009 nt
Organism: Microtus oregoni (creeping vole)
Lineage: Eukaryota; Metazoa; Chordata; Mammalia; Rodentia; Cricetidae
Gene: Spata31g1
Product: chromosome unknown C9orf131 homolog
Source: RefSeq, a predicted model, not a curated record
AUGGAAUGGCUGCUAGAAGACCAGUUUCAGGCUAAGGGAGACAUGGGGCUUCUCCAAGGCCAGCUGACCCAGGCUCUGGCCUGCAGACACUGCCACAGCAGCAUCUGCCUUCAAAGCCCAGGGAGUCUGGGACUACAGCUUCUGCACCAUUUAGCCUUCCUUGACUGCCUGUGGAAGCAAAAGUCAGAGGAGGAGGAGGAAUAUGGGGAAGAGAAGGCAGAAGAAUCAUUAUCUCUGGAUCCACUAAAAUCAUAUUCUCCUUCCCAAAACACUCGCACUGGAAAUGAACUCACUGCAGCUCCACCCCAGCCAUCCUGUAGUUCUGAGGGACUCCCCGAGGCCACAGAGUUAAGAGAACAAGUACUCAUGCAACCUUCAAGCCCUUCCAGAUCCUUCCCUACCUUCCAGAUCCUGACCACCCUACCUGUGAGGAACAAGAUAGCUUCAGGAAAUUCCCUACAGCAGAGAAAAGGCCAGCUCUUCUGGGGUCUUCCCUCGCUACACAGUGAGUCCUUGGAGACUAUUUUCCUGAGCUCAGAUGACCCUUCUCCACUAAAGCUGUCUAUUUGUCCUUCUGUCUUCUUCAACAAGGUUGCCUUCCUGCCUGUGUACAACUUGUUGCUUCCCUAUUAUCACUCCCCAACUUACUAUCCUACCCCUGAAGCCCACACUAAGAAAAAUCUGGAAGGAACGGCAGCUGGUUCUCAACUAGUUCAAUCUCCACCUUCCCCUCUUACCCCAUCAGUAUCCUCCACUAUUAAGCCCUUGCCUAUAGAUUGCAAGGGAAUCCUUUCUGACACUGAGAACCUCAAGGAACUGGCCCUCCAGGAACUCCCCCUGGACAUGAAGCUCAAUUUUCUGUCAGAAGUAGAAAAUGUUAACCCCAAAGGAAGACGUCCUGCACCAAAGGACUUCUGGGGAAGCAUGGGAUAUAGAGAGAGCCCACCUGUUUCCAGGUCUCCAGUGUCAGUCCCCUGCCCUCCUCUAAACACCCUGUCAGAACACCACAGACCCCUAGAGCAUCUGUCCACAUACAAGCCUCAAUGGCAACACAGAGACAACUUGGGCAAUCUCUGGGCCUUUGAAACCCCAACUUUGAACUUCAACAUGGGGUUCUAUGAAGCCAACCCUGCAUGUCUCCCCCUGGGAUCUGAAGCUCCACUGAAGGGUAGACCCGGUACAGAAAAUCUCUGUGUCUAUGCAGACCUAGUUUCAUCUCCAAGCCUUCCUUCUGCCUCUCUGCCAGACUUUGCAAUAAUGGGUCAAAGAGUCUUUUCAGAGUCUAAAGUUUUAUGGGAGACAAAGGGGCAGAGAAAGAAUCUCUGGGUGUCUGACUCCCCAAGUCCUGCCCACAUACCUCUAGCCCCCUUUAUAGAACCACAAAGAAUCAAUACUGUGCAUGGCUUCUCUAGAUCAGAAGCUACAUGGAAAGAUCCUGAGCAUACAAGAAAAUGUUUGUCUUCUGGGCCUUCAUAUCUGAACCUCAACCCAACCCCAGUUCUUGUACAGUCACCCCUCAGAGUUAGCCCCAUAGAGAACCUGUUUAAAUCUAAAGUGUGUUGUGGGGACACUCAAAGAAAAAAUAACUUCUUGGCCUCUGAGCAUCUAGCUCAAAGCUUAUCCCAACACCUGCUUGGAGUCAGCUCCUCAGGAGUCCUAUCUGAGCCUGCUGGAGGGUACAUGAAGCAGAACGAAAACUGUUAUGUUUCUGCAUUCUCGGUUUGGGAAUCCAGUCCAUCUCCACAGUCUGUUUUGAAGUCUCACAUAAGUGAGCUUUCUGGAGAUCCGUGCAACUAUAAGCCUAUGGAGUCAGCAGGAGAGCAGAGAAAGGACUCCUGGGCCACUGAGCUACCAGACCCCAGUUUUCUUUCUGUUCACCCCAACACUGAGUUUAUAUGUAAAAAUGUACAAGAAAGACAGGCCUCCCAGCCCCCCAGUCCUCCAGUAGUAAAUCCUCUGCAACCAACAUCGUGGACUCCCAUUCAAGCUAAAGCCCUAAAGUUUGAAUCUAUCCAGCCUGGCCUACAGAAGGAAAAGAUGUCCCCAGAAGCCAAGGCAAAGGCCCCAUCUUCCCAGAGUGGGGCUGUCUCAGAGGUGUGUGACCACCCUGUGAGCCAUGCCUGGCAAUGGAGUAGAGAAUUAAAGCUCAGACUAAAGAAACUACAGCAGAGCCCCACUUUCAAACCCCCAGGCCCACAUCGCCCACUUUGCAGCUCCCCAGCUCUUAACUCAACUCCAGAAUCUUAGGGGCUCUCCUCUUGUCCUCAACAUCAGACUCAUCCUCUCAGUCUGCACCCCUGCUCUUCAAGUAGUGGUCCCCCAAAAGUUCAAAGGACAGAACCUCAGCCUGUCCAGGCCCCUCACUGCCCUCACUCCUCUUCUAGCAGAGCAGAACAAGAGUCUCAAAAUAAGAGGAUAAAAUGGAAGGUAAGGGGCCAGACCCCAUCCCCAGGGGAUGUUCACAUGAAGGUUAAUGAAAACUGCUCAGGAAUAGGGGAGCCCUCAAAUAUAGCUGUUCUGGUCUCUAGCAAGAGACAGGACAAGAUUUCAGUUCUACUUUCAGCCCAAAAGAAAGGGAGUCCCAGAAAAUUCAAAGCAGAGAAACAUGGAGGGACUGUAAGAUUGGGAUCCUCCCCUGUCCCAAGGAAAAACCCUGCCCGGGCCUGCAAGCCAACGGAGGCCCCUAGACACAGAUUUCCUAUAAAGUCUCAGUAUAGAGCUCAGUGUUCUCCACACACUGUUCUUGCUCAGCAGCUUCUCCCAAAUGCGGCUGGUCCCCAGGAUCAACAAAGGGCAGGCCUGGUAACUGGUGAUACCCAGAAUCCUCCCCAUCAUAACCACUACCCUUGGGCCCCCAAGGGGAAGCAGCUCCCAUCCUCCACACCCCAUAGUCCCCCUACCAGAGGUUUUCAAAGGUUGUUAGCUAAAUUUCUAGGUGUCCGUAGACCCUUGCCAACUAAAUCGUCAGUAAAGUAUGAUAAUACUGGCACCCAAUAUCCUACAGUGUGA